AUGGCUAUGAAGACGGGCCUUCCGCCUUACUCAUCCGAUGCGACACCACUUUUGUUGUUGUUGCGCGUCCACCCAGAGCACAUAGCACAGAGUAUCACCCUCACUCUGGCCCUCACCCUCACCUACCCAUUCACCUCUUCGGCCGCCAGCCGUCGAGUCGUCCCAAACGACAAGCACAAAAGCAGGGCACCGUGCAGCAAAUACGAGCCUAGCGCCCACUCACGGCUGGCUUGGGCUUAUCCUCGCUCUUCGCCAACAGUCCCCCUCAACACCUUUUCCGACCCGAGAGUUCCGCCACUUCUAUCACAUCUCUUCGCCCCGAUAGUACCCCACGAUCGUAGACACGUGCUUCAGGCCGUCUGGCGCACUUUACAGGAGAGGGGGCCACCGUCAGCCAAUCACCGCAGCCCUCGGCCGGAGACAGAGAGAAAGGAACAUGAAGCGGCGAGCCUCGACGAGAUGAUGGCAGUCAUGACAACGCGCAUUGGCGCCCAAAUCCCGUCGGCGAAGAGGCAAUCCCAUCUGCCCUUCAUAGACCUUUCACAACGGCCGCUGCGAUCGAGACGGAAAAGGCGCAUAAUGCCAUCACUGCGCCUGCUUCCGACUUUCUUGUUGCUCUGCAUAAUCGCAUCAUGGCUUCCACUCGCAACGGCCGUGUUUGUCGACUUUGAGGACUGCUUACAAAAGGUCUACCUGCGCGACGAGGCCCGAUCGCCGUACCUGCAAUUUACCCCAAUGUAUGUGUGGGCAACGUUUGACACGAUCAAUCCAACCCACAGGCUGAACGUCACCGUAUAUGGUAACGUCAGCGGUCAAGCGCAAUUCGGCCAGUUGCCCGGCCCAACUGAUGCAAGAUGGUCCGAUCCAAACAACACUUUUGGAAAGAUCGUGGACCUAGACCAGCAAAACAACAAAUACACAACGCUGUUUUGGAAUAACAAGGUUCUCACAUACUCUGCAUAUGGAUCGCCACCAGACCAGUUCUGCCGGUCCGUGAUCAAUGGUUCGUGCCCACUUGCGCCCGUUUUCCCUGAGAAUGGGGCCAAUGCAAGCGAUCCAUAUACGCUACCGGCGAUCAGCGUGGGACAUGACUUUGACAGCACGUAUUCCUUUGCGACCUUGGCAUCGACUAUACGGGUAAUUUCUGGCAAUGCUGAUCGUACCACACUGGCUUGCGUUUCUGCCAACAUUACUCCAGACUUGGGCAAGAAGUUGUCCGACACGCUCAGUUACUUACCCGCUGCUGUGCUCGCGCUCGUGGCCGUGACCACCAUCUUCGCAGCGACGUGCAGUCCUUGGGGUACCACCAAUGUGUUCCGCUGGACCAGUAAUUAUGGCCGAGAUGAGGACUUGCUACGUUUGGUCACACCUGGCUUCGGUGACUGCCUACAAUACAUUCAAUUCGCCGUGCUAGCAGGUAGCCUCAGUCUAAAUUACCCUGGCUUUUUCCAGCCUGUGGUCAGUCAGGCCAGUUGGUCGGCCCUCUUGUUCAACCAGAGCUUUGUCAGCCAUGGGAACGGCUAUCAAAGUCUCGUCGAUGGCAUUUACUCCACCAACGGAACUUACGGGAUGACGCGACUGGGACAAUACGUCGGAAUGACUCGAGAACGCGAUAUUUGGGCAUGUAUGGCCGUCUUCCUCGUCGUAUUGAUCAUCAUCGUCGUUCUACUCAUCCAGCUCGGUUUCCUCGCCCGAUGGGUCCAACGAUACGUCACCAAAACUCAGGAUGGUGAUUUGACGGGGAAGAACUGGUCCUUCACCGCCGGAUGCAUCGUCCGGGUUGUGUUUAAUUAUUUCAUGCUGCCCAUCAUCGCUAUAUCACUCUUCCAGCUUGUUGUCGGUCCUCGUUCGCCAGCUUCGGUCGUCGCUCCGGCCGUGAUUCUCCUGCUACUCGUUGCAGGUUUUGCUACGUGGAUCUUUUGGUUCAUAUUCACGACUCGUCCUCGAGCCCAUCUUUUUGACGACCUCCCAACAGUCUUGACGUAUGGGCCUCUCUACAACACCUACUCAGACGAUGCCGCGCCAUUCGCCUUCAUUCCUGUAUUGCUUACUGUUAUACGUGGCAUUGCCAUUGGCGCUAUGCAGCCCUCUGGAAUUGCCCAAAUUAUCAUUCUCGCUAUAUGCGAAGUAAUCUUAAUCCUAACUCUACACGCGUUCCGACCCUUCCAGUCUAAUACUUCCAUGAACGCCUACCAUACCUUUUUCUCUGCCAUCCGGCUGUCCACUGUCCUGCUCAUGGUCGCAUUUGCACCCUCUCUCAAAGUCUCUGAAGACUCCAAAGGAUGGAUCGGCUACGCCAUUUUACUACUGCACGCCAUCGUUUUAGUAUUUGGGUUCUUCCUCAACUCACUGCAAACAGUCAUUGAAAUAGCUGCCAGACUGGGCGGUGUAGGUGCAGAUCAAAGAGGUGGUCUUACGACAGUCUUUGGAAAACGUCAACUAUCGAAGCGUCAUCGAAACGUGCAAAGAGGAAAGCGAGGCAGCCUAGGAUCGAACGCUGCUAUGCUUCAAGAUGAGAACAAACAUAUACAGCUCAUGGAUAGUCGCUCACGCAGUAUGUCUGCGAGUUCUGGUAUACUCUUGAAUGGCCCGUACGAUCGCGACAGUCAGCGUGCCAGUGUCGGAUUCGAAGAAUUCAGUCAGGGUGGCUACGGCAAUCACAGUCCCGGCACGCCAGGAAUCAAUGCAACACCCUUUACCUUCCUCGGAAGUGGAUCUGCCUCAAGCUCGCGGCGACCAACGAUGGGUACAGGGCUGGAUGCCUCGGAUCCCUACUACCGACCUCCUCGUCCACGCAAGGAAACAAUGGAUUCUGUUAAGCCGGGAUCGCAGGGCAAGGAGCCACUCCGGCCAGCCGUUACUACUGAUGCACCCUAUUCAGACGAUGUCGACACUGCCUAUCAUGGCGCGGCUGCUGGUGAAAGCAUACCUCGCGGCUCUGGCACUCCGGCCCCUGCUUAUCUACGAUUGAAUAGGGAGGAUUCCGAUUCGAACCUCGAGCGACGAAACAAUACAGACUACUCUGUGCGAGAGUCGGACUUUUACUAUGGGCUCCGUGGACCUGCCUUGUCAUCACAGCCUACCCGGAAACUCAAAACUGGACCUGCUGAUCCGAUGAGCCCAGUAUCGUCUGCUACAGGCUGGAUCAAACGUCUUAACCUUUUGGGUGGCCGCAAAAAGGAGAAGAGUAAGGGGUUUGAGGUGGUUCGCAGCACGCGUAUGCCUCCUCAGAUGAUGGCUGUCGAAGAGGAAGAAUCUCCAGAGGAGGCACGCGAACCCUAUCGUGAUAGCCCAGACUCACCACCGCGCACAGAGAAAGUUGCAGGGACCACGCCACCGCGCGCUCCACCUGCGAUAGAUACUUCGGCUCGGUCUCAACACGUCAGUGAUACAUCGCCUCGCUCGCAGCAUGUCUCAGAAACGUCACCUCGCUCACAGCAUUCGGUUGGUGUGGCGUCUGCGGGCGUUCUAUCUGGUCGCUCCAGAAGACCGUCGGAUAGUGAUUCUUACUCGAGUGAGGAAGACUACAUGCCCGUUAAUCGGAUCUCAGCCAUUGCGCCAACACUGGGCCAGCUUGAGCUUGGUGGUGGGAUUGAGCUACCCAGUCGAAUUGGGUCGCGGGCAUCUCGCGCAACGCAGCAAGGCCCACCAAGCCGGACACCAACGAUACCACGGAAGAAUUCGCGACGAACGCAGUCGACCGAGAAUGCAGCCAUACCUGGCCAGCUUCCGACGGUAAUGGAUGGAUCCGCGCCCGGGACCUCACUGUUGGACACUGGUGGGGGGAGCCAACAUUUACAACCGGGUGGGCGUAUCCGCCUUCCCUUUGGAUCCGAACCGUCGCCGUCGCCUGAGCGUUCUCCUGGCCACUCUGCAGCAUCGAGCAUAUACCGCAACAACGGCAUGGAGGAAACAGGCGGGCCUUUUGCGCCGCCACCGACGAUACGCGGAGAAGCAGAUCGGCCACUUAGCACAGGCUACGUACAGCAACAUGUGAUGAAGGACAGCCUGCAUCGCGACGUGUAUGAUGCCGGCAGCCAUCUCGAAGCGUCGGCCGAGUUUGUGGACCGCAGUCGCAGCGGAAGUACGAACCGAAGUGGGCGAAGCGAUAUGAGAUGA
Molecule: messenger RNA, 4119 nt
Organism: Plenodomus lingam JN3
Lineage: Eukaryota; Fungi; Ascomycota; Dothideomycetes; Pleosporales; Leptosphaeriaceae
Source: RefSeq, a predicted model, not a curated record